Molecule: messenger RNA, 2838 nt
Organism: Crotalus tigris (Tiger rattlesnake)
Lineage: Eukaryota; Metazoa; Chordata; Lepidosauria; Squamata; Viperidae
Product: protein eyes shut homolog
Exons: 13
Coding region: 119-1993 (624 amino acids)
Biological process (GO): heterophilic cell-cell adhesion; establishment or maintenance of epithelial cell apical/basal polarity
Cellular component (GO): plasma membrane; protein-containing complex
Molecular function (GO): calcium ion binding
Source: RefSeq, a predicted model, not a curated record
AUGAAUGGAAGAGGUUUCCAUGAUGAAGACAACCAGAAUUAUCUAUGUGUUUGUGUGCCUGGAUGGACAGGACCUACAUGUCUGGAAAGUAAUGUGUGUGAAAUGAGCUGGUGCCAGAAUGGAGCUAUUUGUAAAGAUGGAAUCAAUGAACACAGGUGAAACAUAUAACAGGACUGCAGAGCAAUGUGGUGAUGGGCCAUGCAGGAAUGGUGCUACUUGUGAAGAUAGUGUAAAUGGCUUCAAGUGCUACUGCCCAUCAGGAUUUGAAGGUCUGAACCGUGAAAUCAACUUUGAUGACUGUUCCUGCAGCUUCUGCAAAAACAAUUCAACAUGUUUAGAUCUGGUUGAAAAUUACACUUGUAUUUGUCCUCCAGGUUUCACUGGUUUUAUGGGUGAACUCUGUGAAUCAAAGAUGAAUAGUUGUCUCUCACAGCCCUGUGGAACUACCAGCAUCUGUCAGGAAGAGCUGGAUGGCUAUAGCUGUUUCUGUGCACCUGGUUUUAUUGGUGUGAAUUGUGACAUAGAAGUGAAUGAGUGUCUAAGUGAUCCAUGUCGCAACGGUGCUACGUGCAUCAAUCAGGUUAAUGCUUUCAACUGCCGGUGUUCUAGCGGAUUUGAAGGCAUACUUUGUGAAAUCAAUACAAAUGAAUGUCACUGCAACCCUUGUCUCCAUAAUGGAACCUGUACAGAUCUUAUCAAUGGAUAUAGCUGUAUCUGCUUAUCUGGCUUUGCUGGUAUGCACUGUGAAAGUGAUCUAGAUGAGUGUGCUUCUUUUCCCUGCAAAAAUGGAGGCACCUGCAUUGACCAGCCCGGUAAUUACUCCUGCCAGUGUGUGGCUCCAUUUAAAGGUUCGAACUGUGAAUUCAGACCCUGUGAAGGUGGUAAUCCCUGUGAAAAUGGAGCUACAUGUCUACAAGAGCUAAACUUAACUGCCUUUCCUCUUGGAUUUCAGUGCCAGUGUAUAAAAGGCUUUACAGGACCACGCUGUGAGAUCAACAUCGAUGAAUGCAGUUCCAACCCUUGUUUGCAUGGAUAUUGCUAUGAUGUUAUUGAUGGCUUCUACUGCUUUUGCAACCCUGGGUAUGCUGGACAAAUAUGUGACCAAGACAUUGAUGAUUGCAUCAUUAAUGAAUGCAAACACAAUUCUUCUUGCUUGGAUCUUCAUCUGGGUUACCGGUGUAUCUGCCAGCCUGGCUGGGAAGGGCCAUUUUGUGAAUCUGAAUCUAAUGAAUGUAAUUCUGGUCUGUGUAAGAACAGUGGAACUUGCAUUGAUCUCUUCAAUGGCUUUCGAUGUGUAUGCACAGCAGGCUGGACAGGACAACAGUGCAAUGAAGAUAUAACUGAAUGUGAAUCUGCACCAUGCUUGAAUGGAGCAACUUGCUAUGAGUCCAUUGUCCCUGGUCAAUUCCUCUGUGCUUGCCCUCCAUUUUAUAUUGGGAAAAAAUGCCAGUAUCACCAUAAUCCAUGUGAUGCUCCCUACAAUCCAUGCAGAAACAAUGCCACUUGUUUGGCCCAGGUUGAUGGGAAGCCAUUAUGCAUCUGUCAAAAAGGAUUUGAAGGGACUUACUGUGAAAUUGACAAUAAUGAAUGCCUCUCCAACCCAUGUAAGAAUCAAGGUCACUGUGUGGAUGGGGUAAACAGUUAUAGGUGCUUUUGCAGAGAUGGCUUUUUUGGGAUGCUGUGUGAAGGGGAGAUUAAUGAGUGCCUAUCAAAUCCCUGUGCAAACGGGGGAACAUGCAUAGAUCUUAUAAACAGGUUUGUGACUGGAAUCAAGUUUUUCUUUUUAAAGGGAAAAAAAAGUUUGACCUUUCGCUUUGAUGAUAUAGAAUGUCAAGUAGUAUUAGAGAAAGUAGAUAGCCUGUACUUUUUGAGCAGCAUAGAGCAGGCAUGUCAAACUGCCGGCCCACAGGCUAGAUGCAUCAUGAUAAAACUGCACCCAACCCAUUGCUGGCAGUGGGGAAAAAGUUGUGAUACAUCGCGCGACGUCACGUGACGUCACGAGUUUGACAUGCCUGGCAUAGAGCAAGCAAUUAUGACUCAUUUCUUAGAGUUUGUAGUGAACAAAUAGGAGAAUAGUUAUUAUACCAUUAUAGAGCAAUAUAAUCACAGAAUUAUUAUAGAAUAAUUUGAUUAACAUUCAUAAGCUAUGAAAGCUAAAUGGACCGUCAUUCAGAUGCAGUAUAGUGCUGAGGAUAAAAACAGAGCAAAGUUGUUGCUUUCAUGGUAUCUUUUAUGUCUUUCAUCAGCUCACUAAUAUUUCUGCUUAUCAGAACUCUUCGGUAUUGCAAAAUGACUACUUUGACCCUCAUUCACAGCUCUUAAUUUCUAUCACAUCACCAGCCACAAGUUAUAACUAGUGACAUAAUAUAGUUCUGUACUGAUCAUCCAACAGAAUUAGGAAUUUAGUUCAGUAAUAUACACUGAAUCCUUUUUUCUUUUUAAUUCUGUAUGAUUGGGGCAAGAUGAAGUCACUUAAAAUGAGUGAAUGGGUACCAAACCAACAUUUAUAGAUAUCAGAGGAUGGGGGAGGAGGAGUAUAGUAGUAUGGCUGCCUCUAAGCUUCCCAGAAGCCCUUGUGUGUACUCCAUACAUCUAAGCUUUGCUUCCUGCCUUGGAGUGGCUCGCUGCCACUGUCUAUCUUCCUGGGGAGUGUCUUGUGGCAUCUAAGAGAUAUAGGGCUCCCGCCAGCUAUAUUGCUUUGCUGACAAAUUAAGAAAAACAUGAAAACAGAAAACGGACUAAAAUCUACCUAUAGUACCCCUCCCUAGUGUUCAGGUAUGUGAUUUGGGCAAUCAGUUCCUUGUUGCUCUUUCUUUUGGGAUUACUUGAAUUUCUUCC